AUGGGGAGUGAUGGCCAGAUUCCGGGGGAGAGCCGGCCCUGCAACGCGCGGCAGCGAUACCCAAGAGGAACAAAACCUGCAAAACCGGUUCGCAAAGAAUUGGGAUCAGGUUCUGCUGCAGAAGAGAGCGGGCGGGAUCCUCAGCCAGUAGGGGAUAAUUGGGCAAACUCGAGUCAUGGUAAAUUUCAAGUCAUGUCCUUCUCCGUGGGGGACAAGAAGGUAAAUUUUUUGGGGUUACACAUUCGACUAUUUCGGAAGCUAAUAUUAUGCUGCCUCUCAUUUUGGGGAGCAGAGAAAAAAAACAAUCGAACGCCUUUGGUACGGAUAUGA
This is a messenger RNA of Pyricularia grisea, 330 nucleotides long. RefSeq lists its product as uncharacterized. NCBI's taxonomy places the organism in Eukaryota, Fungi, Ascomycota, Sordariomycetes, Magnaporthales, Pyriculariaceae. The record is from RefSeq and is a predicted model, not a curated record. The coding region runs from base 1 to 330 and encodes 109 amino acids. The transcript has a single exon.